AUGGCGAUUCAAAAUAAAGUACUUUACGCAUUUCGCGGCUGGAUAGCUUUCGUGGCCUUCAUGGACCUAGGGACAGCUGGCCGAUCAUACAUAGAAAAAAGGUCCUUUUUAAGCCAUAACGGUGAAAAUGAUCCCUUGGAUGGUACAAUAUCAAGAAUGUUGGGAAUGUUUUCUGUGUUGAAAGCUUUGGCAUUGAUACAUUGCACAUUGUACAUACAUUAUAGACCAGUGGUUUCCAUGGGUUACUGGUCGCUGGUGCUGAAUAUCGUGCUAUAUUUCUCUGAAGCCUUCUACUUUCACUCAACUACUCUCAACUUUUACGUGGUCUUCCCUUGUAUUUUGAAUAUACUUACGCUCCUUGGAUUAAUCUACCUGCCAUCAAAAAUAAAACUUUGGGGUACCAUCCCCGGUACAUCAGGGAUGGAGAGGGACCUAGACGAUGAAAAUGUGCAAAUACUUCGACAGAUGGGCAAUUUCCGAAGACGAAAAGGAAACCCAGUAAAAAAUAAGCAUGUUUGA
Messenger RNA from Pieris macdunnoughi, 519 nucleotides. The record is from the annotation of a GenBank genome assembly. NCBI's taxonomy places the organism in Eukaryota, Metazoa, Arthropoda, Insecta, Lepidoptera, Pieridae.